Messenger RNA from Fundulus heteroclitus (mummichog), 1758 nucleotides. Its product is annotated as G-protein coupled receptor 26. The record is from RefSeq and is a predicted model, not a curated record. Bases 406 to 1482 code for a protein of 358 amino acids. Gene Ontology annotation, molecular function: G protein-coupled receptor activity. Gene Ontology annotation, cellular component: membrane. Lineage: Eukaryota; Metazoa; Chordata; Actinopteri; Cyprinodontiformes; Fundulidae. Gene Ontology annotation, biological process: adenylate cyclase-activating G protein-coupled receptor signaling pathway. The transcript is spliced from 3 exons.
GCGUGAAACACUUCGAACCUCUACGGGAGAGAACAUAGUAGGAUAUCAAGAAGUCAGACAGGCUGAAAGCUGUAGGUAGCCGGAUUUUGCUUCUUUUCAUAGCAUUAUGCGCAAUUGCGCAUACGAUGUGAUCCAGUGUGAUGUUAUGUGAAAAAACUUCCGCUUCGCAGAAAGCCCUCCAGUGCUGACUCCAUUAAUGGGAAACACAUCCAGAUUCCCUCACAGGGUUUAGAUGAGCAACUGGUUAGAUAGUUAACAAAUAGAUCGAGGGAUUUCCUUUUCGAUAUUUGACUCUUAGAGGCGGUAAGCAUGAUUUGGACUCCUGAACACCGUGACUGGUGACUGACUUUGCAUGACAACUGCGGAUGCGCUCUUCCCAAGUUUGGAUAUUCAGGCGGAGGCACCAUGGACGCAGCGGACAUAGUUGCUUCUUUGCUUAUUUUGGGGAUUGUCGUCGUGUCGCUGCUCUCCAACGUCGUGGUGCUGAUCUGCUUUCUGUACAACCCGGAGAUCCGCAAACAGGUGCCCGGUCUCUUCAUCCUCAACUUGACGUUCUGCAACCUGUUGCAGAGCGUGUCCAACAUGCCUCUAACUCUGGUCGGACUCGUCACUUCGGGGCACCCCGGAGGAAUCGGCUUCUGUCAGAUCGUCGGCUUCCUCGACACCUUUCUCACCACGAACGCAAUGCUCAGCAUGGCAGCGCUCAGCAUCGAUAGAUGGGUGGCGGUGGUGUUCCCGCUGAGCUACCAUUCACGAAUACGCCACCGGGAUGCGGUGAUGGUGCUGGGAUACACCUGGAUACAUUCUAUGUGCUUCUCCGCGGUGGCCAUCUGCCGCUCCUGGCUCGGGUACAACCACCUUUACGCAUCGUGCACCCUCUGCAGCGUCCGGACGAAGGCAGCUGGGAAGCAGUUCAUCGUUUUCACUGUGGCUUUGCACUGUCUCACAUUCCUCCUCACGCUGAUCGUGAUGUGUGUAACGUAUCUCAAAGUGCUAAAAGUUGCAAGGUCUCACUGCAAGCGCAUCGACGUGAUCACGAUGCAGACGUUGGUGCUGCUGGUGGAUAUUCACCCCAGUGUUCGCCAGAAAUGCCUGGAGGAGCAGAAGCGGAGAAGGCAGAGAGCCACCAAGAAGAUCAGUACAUUCAUCGGCACAUUUGUGGUCUGUUUCACGCCUUAUGUCAUUACAAGAAUCGUAGAGCUCUUCUCCCCUGGGCCAAUAAACCCUCACUGGGGCGUCUUCUCCAAAUGUUUGGCCUACAGCAAGGCAGCAAGUGACCCGUUUGUCUACUCACUGCUGCGCCACCAGUACAGGAAGACAUACAGCCUGCUGGCUAAUAAAGUCCUCAAGAGAAGUCCUCUCAACUCCUCGUCCUUCCGGUUAGAAAGCAAAGCUAGGACAACUACAGUCACUCCAGCUCAACCGUCAGCAUCCAACCAUCAACUAACAAACCAGUCAGCCAAUGAGGACAAGCGUGUAUAGAGACGUAUAGAAAAGCGAAGAAAGCCGAUUAACCUCUUUGUGUUAAGGUUGCUUUUAAACAAACAGUUGCACAGUGAAGAACAAGACUGAUAAUGUUCUAAAUAUAUUUAUUUUUAUAGACAAAAUGAGCCCCACAAAAAGUAUUUGGCAAACUUGAGUCAAUGUGUCUCUUCGCAAUGCCUGAAAUUUAAGCUGCUGAUUUGCUCCUGCCAAGGCCAUCUUUUUGAAUCCUUUUUUUUUUAUUAAAAAGUUCAAAUAAUUGCCACAAACACACAG